AUGGGUGCAUCCGAUUCAAAACUCUCCUUCAAGCAAGGCGUCUUUCGCCUGUCUGAGCCCAAGCAAAUCCCCGCCGAUGACGCUUAUUGGACUGGCUUCUGGGAGCUACCCGAGUCGACUGAGGAUGUCUUCUCGCUCUUCUCGCCCGCAGACAUUCGCCGCACCCGCGACAACAACCUAGCUAAUCUCGAGACGCUCAUCCUCGCCGUUACCUCACGCCUCAUAGUCCUGCGCAACCACCCCUCUUUCCCUGACCCUGAGCUAGCGCCCGAGCGCGAUGCCCUCAACUGCAUAAGGGUCCUGACGCGACUACUGCCCUUUCUGUAUGAGGCCGACCAUCUCGAGACAUGGGAAGACCACUUUUUCUGGGCUGCGCGGCGGAAGCGCAGUCGGCGGGGCCAGCUGGUGCGAAGCGAGGUCAUCUUCGACGAGGCCGACCCAGAGCAGACGCCCACAGAGAAGGAGCCCGAGUUCGAGAAAGCCAAGCCGCUGGCCGAGGAGAUUAUCGACACGCUGAUUGACCUUCUCUUCUUCUCCGAAUUCACUCUUCCCAAGGUCACAGCAGGCAGGAACAAGGUCACGUAUGCGAUAUGGCAGAGUGGCGUAGGUUGCAACACGCCUGUCGCCUCCACCAAGGAGUUUGAGAGCAACCGGACCGAGAUCUUGCGCCUGCUGCUUACUUUGGCAAGCAAGUCCAUGUACAUGUCUGCGGGUGUGCUCCCAGUCAAGGGCGUCAAGGCCAUUACAUAUAUCGCGACGUGUCCAGACAAACAGGUUGUCCUGUCCGUUCUCUGCUCCCUCCUGAAUACCACCCUCAAAUACAACCCCGCCACAUGGCGCGUGCCAUAUGAUCACGUCGUCUUCAGGGACCAGAGACAGGUCCUGGUCACAUAUUGCCUACAAUUACUCCUGGUACUGAUCCUGUACCCCAUACCUGAGUCUGGCAACGGUCCUGCACCCAAGAAUUUCUUCCGCCAUUUCCUUGGCCGUCUGCACCGUCCUCAAGACUUCCAAUUCCUGGUCGACGGUAUGACAAGGAUACUGAAUCAGCCACUCCAAGCCAACACCUCCUACCUUCCUGGCAGCCACAAGUCACUCACAUGGGCACCCGAGAUGAUCAUGCUCUUUUGGGAGGCUCUGCAGUGCAACAAGCGUUUCCGUUCCUUCAUCAUUGAUACUGAUAGAGCCCAUGAUUUCGUCGUGCUGGUGCUUUACUACGCCAUCGACCAGCGCAACGACCCAUCAAAGCAGGGUCUUGUGCGCAUGUGCAUCUUCGUACUUCAGACAUUGAGUGUUGAGCCGCAAUUCGGCAAGAGCCUCAAUAAGACAUUUGAGGGACAGGAGUCGCUUCCGGCUAGCAUACGGAUACCCAAUUUUCACGGUACCUACGCUGAUUACGUUAUCACGUCCAUUUAUACCCUACUCACAACUGGCAAAGGCAGAUUAGACGCCAUUUAUCCUGCGUUACUCGCAAUCCUCAACAACAUUGCGGCCUAUGUCCAGAACAUUGGGCGCGCCUCGAGCUCUAAACUGCUCCAACUGUUUGCUUCCAUGUCAUCUCCUAGUUUCCUUUUUGCCAACGAGAACAAUCACACUCUUCUGCAUUCGCUACUAGAGGUUCUUAACGCCAUGAUUGAACAUCAAUACCAACACAAUCCCAACCUGGUGUACGCUAUCGUGCGAUCACGGAAGAGGUUCCAGGCGCUGAGAGAUUUCACCUUGGAAAGCGGACAAGAAGAGAUCGAGCGGCAAAAUCAGCAACGUAAGGAGGGCAGCGAAGAUCUUACUCGCACCAGCUCUAUCGAUAGCCUCCGAAGUCCCACAGUAGCCCGGACACCUACCUUGGGGAACGUACCAGAAGAGGACAGUGCUUUCGCUAUUGGCGAUGAUGAUGACGACUCGGACGCGGAAGAUGCACGACCCUCAGAACCAUCAAGGUCUCCCGUACCGUCGCAGUCGGGCGCUUCCAGAAGUGCGUCGAUAGCAUCAUCUGUGGAAGACUCUGUACCGUCCCAGGUAAGAGGUAUGUCAGAGAAAGCAAGAGGCAAGAUGCCCGUAGGCCAGCCUGCUUUCUCCCGGCAGAACAGCAUGACCAGUCUACAUAGUGCAGCCGGUCCGGCCUUGGCUACCAAUGAGUUCUUCACUCCAUCUGUCCCAUGGCUGGAAGGAUGGCUUUCGGAGCUACCGCUACAUACCAUUCUUAUGCUGAUAUCGGAGCUCGGUCCCAAGAUGCCUAGCUCAGGCAGCUCCAACGACACGGCAGAAGCAUUGAAAACUAUUCGCGAGACUGAGAUACGCGGAAUUGAACCCUCGCCUAUCAGGGUACAUCUCUUUGAAUGGUCAGCCUUAUCUUUGGGCUGGUACGAGUCGCUACUCUGGGGAUUCGUUUUCGCGGCCGAAAUGCUUGUAGCCAAGGGUACUGCUGGGGUUUGGAACAACACUAGCAUAAGAUUGUUCAAGGUUCAAGAAGUUGGGGCCACAGCUCCUUCACUACUACAGCCAAGAGGGGCUGUAGAUGCGGUAGGAAGCAAUCUUGUGCAGCGAAUUGGCUCCCUCAACUUGCGCGGGGUCACAAAUCAAGCUGCGCAACGCUCCCCAGCGAGCAGCGGUAAUGCCGGCGCCAAUACUGUUAGGGACGUGUAG
Messenger RNA from Alternaria arborescens, 2643 nucleotides. RefSeq lists its product as hypothetical. Lineage: Eukaryota; Fungi; Ascomycota; Dothideomycetes; Pleosporales; Pleosporaceae. The record is from RefSeq and is a predicted model, not a curated record. Bases 1 to 2643 code for a protein of 880 amino acids. Gene Ontology annotation, cellular component: membrane; Golgi medial cisterna; Golgi trans cisterna. The transcript is spliced from 7 exons.